Molecule: messenger RNA, 804 nt
Organism: Thelazia callipaeda (thelaziosis nematode)
Lineage: Eukaryota; Metazoa; Nematoda; Chromadorea; Rhabditida; Thelaziidae
Source: the annotation of a GenBank genome assembly
AUGCAAUUAAAUCACUGGUUUGAAUAUGAAAGUGGUCAUGCAUGGUGUGAAAGUGCCUACAAAUACCAAACUAUUUCAGUUGUAGCCGAAUUUGCCAAUACCGUAACAAACUUACCGUUGAUCGCGCUACCAUUGGUAAACGUUUGCCUUAUAAAACCAUAUAUUGAAAAUGUUAAUUGGGUUGUAAUCCUGCCUCAUAUUCUCUUAACUAUAAAUGGUAUUGCAUCUACCUAUUAUCAUGCUACUCUCAAUCUUUUUGGUCAACUUAUUGAUGAAAUUAGCAUAUUAUGGUUAAUAAUGAUGGGUAUAGCUACUUAUUUUCCAGUUACAAGAUUUUAUCCACAACAAUACUACAAAUAUGUUAAUAGGGUAAGAUGUGUAAUAGCCAUAGCGACGGCAGUAGUCAGCACAUUUUGUUUCGUGAAACCAUCACUGAACGCUUUAGUGCUUAUGUUGUGGUCUAUACCAUGUAUUUCUGUUAUUUAUUACGAAGGUACAAAUUCGUGUAUUUCUGAAAUUGCCGGUUUUCCCGGGAAGAUACUAACAUUGUGGACUGCUGCUUCGAUAUCCUGGAUAUCAGAUCGAAUUUUUUGCGACUUUUGGCUAUUUUUAGGAGUUCCAUAUUUUCAUGCGCUCUUCCAUUUGCUGAGCAGUUUGGCGGCAUACAACGUUUUCAUAAUGUUUUCCUUAAUUGAUAUGCACAGUCAAAAGAACAAGCAUUACUACAAGUAUCGGAUAAAGCACUUUCCCCAUAAAGGAUAUAUCAAAUUACCAUAUAUCGUUCUCGAUUACAAAUUUCACUAA